Molecule: messenger RNA, 1167 nt
Organism: Amyelois transitella
Lineage: Eukaryota; Metazoa; Arthropoda; Insecta; Lepidoptera; Pyralidae
Product: mitochondrial GTPase 1
Exons: 3
Coding region: 1-999 (332 amino acids)
Cellular component (GO): mitochondrion
Molecular function (GO): GTP binding; GTPase activity
Source: RefSeq, a predicted model, not a curated record
AUGGCAACUAAAUUCGACGCUGCGGCUUAUAAUUUCCGACAAAAGAUGCCUUAUAUCAGUAAGGAUCUACUGCGAUGGUUUCCCGGUCACAUGAAUAAAGGCUUGAAGCAAAUGCAGCGGAAAUUAAAUAGUGUGGACUGUGUCAUCGAAGUUCACGACGCAAGGAUUCCGUUUUCUGGCAGAAAUCCAAUAUUUACUAAUACUUUGACUGGUGCAAAGCCUCACAUAUUAGUUCUGAAUAAGAAAGAUUUGACUAUAAAUUCGUUAAUACCGCGAAUAACAGAUCAGUUAAAAGCCGAACAGAAUAUUCAGAACAUAGUGUUUACAAACAGUAAAGAUCAAUACUGUCGAGGCUUAAAAUCUCUUAGACCUCUAAUGGUAGAUUUAAUAAAAGACUCGAAUCGGUAUAAUAGGAGUGAGGAAUCUGAUUACAAUGUGAUGAUCAUUGGAGUACCAAAUGUUGGAAAAUCAUCACUGAUUAACAUGCUGCGGUCCAGGAAUUUGAGGAUAAAGCAUGCAUUGCCAGUUGGUGCGGUGGCGGGGGUCACGCGGAGCUUGAUGACAAAGAUAAGGAUUAACAAUGACCCUACUAUUUUCAUGUUUGAUACCCCAGGGAUUCUAGAACCGUCAGUGACAAAUGUAGAAAUGGGUCUGAAACUGGCUCUGUGUGCGUCCUUACAAGAUCACUUGGUGGGGGAAGAGGCUAUAGCUGACUACCUGCUUUUUUGGCUGAACAAGCACGGGAAAUUCAAGUAUGUGGACUACAUGGGGCUGGAGGAACCUUGCGAUGACAUUAAUAAGGUGCUCAUAGCUGGAGCAGUUAAGUUUAACCGUAUUCGGAAGACUCGGGACUAUGACAACAGUGUACGAGUAGUGCCUGACCUGAUAGAGGUCGCUAGGACAAUGAUUAAGGCCUUCAGGACCGGGGAACUGGGGAGAACGUUGUUAGAUAUUGAUCUGCUAAAUGAUAGGUCAGUGAGAGAAAAAGUUUUAGCAUAAAUAUAAAUAAGUAAAUCACCCCUUUUCUUUAUUGUAAAUCACGUUAUUAUAAAUUGGUGUUAAACAUCCAUUUUGGCCGUGAUACUGUUAGACGUUUUAUGUAAAAGAUUUUUUUUGUAAAUAUUAAUUCUGUAAAUAAGUAGUUGUUAUUAAAUAAAUAAAUAAAAA